Tyto alba (common barn owl) is the source of this 1246-nucleotide messenger RNA. RefSeq lists its product as uncharacterized. Lineage: Eukaryota; Metazoa; Chordata; Aves; Strigiformes; Tytonidae. Bases 101 to 1246 code for a protein of 381 amino acids. The transcript has 7 exons. The record is from RefSeq and is a predicted model, not a curated record.
CUCACCUCUUCUUUUUCUUCCAAGGAGGCAGCUCCCUUUGCACUAUUUUGCUAGCAAAAGAAGUUACAGUCUUCAGGAAAAGUCUUCUUUCAGGGGAGUAAUGGAACCAAUGUUUACAGCUGCAGCGCUGGAAGCAGGACCUGUAUAUUUCUUUGAUCAGAUGAAAACGAGAAUGAAAGAGAGGGGCAAGAUGGUAUCAGAAGAACUGUCCUCAUAUUUCACUACAGAUCUUUCCCCUGGCUUUACUCCCAGCCCAGUUGAAGGCAGGGGUGCCAUCUGUACAGGGGAGUGUAUGGAAAGGCAUGAGGAUGGUUUCUUAAAUGAUGAUACAAGAAAAGAAAAACACCCAGUUUUGCAACAAGUAACUUGUCAUUCCCUGUGUAAAACCACUACAGAGGACUCAAACCCAAAGAUCUCCCAAACAUCUUUGAUCCCACAGGCAGAUGAGGACUCACCACUGAAUGUGUUGAAUGAGUCUGUGGCUGCCAACAUGUUACAGGAACUUGGAGAGAAAUUGCAGCUCCUUGCUAGGUAUAAGACUGGUUUCCCUCAGGGACCUGUGAAUGUGCUAACCUGUAGCUGGAGAGAACUCACUGAGGGGCUUGAUUACUGUACAUGGCAUCAGAAGUCAUUAUCAUACAAAAGUGUGAGAUCCAGGAGAAGCCAAGCCUCAGACAAGUUUGAGAGUGCUGUUCUGGGGUCCAAAUGUAUAGAGUGUGAAAUCACUGCCAUCAGAAAAGAAUGUUACAAGAAAAGCUGUGCUCUACCAGCCUGCACUACAAAGGAAAAAAGAAAAUCUGAGACAGCAUCAAGCAUGCCUCUAGGAAGUAAAGGACUUGUUGUGCAAAAUGAUGCUGACCAGUCAUCCAUCACAAUCAGCUUCUCGCUCUCAUCCAGCAUCUGUGAGGAAAGAGGUUGGAUUUUCCAACUUUCUGACUCAAAUUCUGAAGAUAUUCACCAGAAGCUGCCUUAUGUGAGGACACUGGAGAGGCCAGAACAAAUUCAAAAACAAAUAGAACAGCAAACUUCCAAGCUGAAAGAUGUAGGGUUUGACAAACCAAUUAUUCUCCGGCAUUAUGGUGAUCAUAAAGAAGAAACUUUCUCCAAGACAUGGAAAGUUCAGACUGGCAUGACGGUCACACCAGAGCUGACAUAUGGCAAACCUCAGAUCCCAGUGGUCAAGAAAGCAGGCACAACACAGAGAAAACUGCACUAUGGGCUGAACGAUGGCUCAUCUUUCAUUUAA